Salvelinus sp. IW2-2015 is the source of this 2269-nucleotide messenger RNA. RefSeq names its product UPF0606 protein KIAA1549L-like. The record is from RefSeq and is a predicted model, not a curated record. Lineage: Eukaryota; Metazoa; Chordata; Actinopteri; Salmoniformes; Salmonidae.
UGCCAGGGCAACGCCAGUGGAGGACGGGCCCCGGGCCCCUCCAGCCAUACCCACGGACCCAACAGACCCAUCAGGGGUGACAGCAGAAAGCACCAGAGAGCAGCCUGUGCAACCGUCAGUGCUAGCUAAUGCCUCCUCCUUAGCCUCCUCCUCAGCCAUCAACAGUGACAAUCAAACAGCAGGAACAACAGACCCUUUGUCUUUAGCCCCUGUAACCAACAGCACCUCAAACAUCAGCCCAGAGGAGGGAGACAGCAGUUUGCCUGCGAACCCAGAUUUACCUACAGUCCCAGUGUCCUCUCUGGCCACAUUGGGGGAGAGCGACGCCAUCCUCCCAGACAAUGUGACUAGUCCUUUCUCCACUCACACAUGGAACACCACUACACCCGCAAGGGCUGACACCAACACCACUACACCAUCCACCACAGCAGCACACACCAACCCAACACCAGACACUGUGACCAAUGACAGUCUACAGCUCACAACUGUGACCACCACAACCGUCACGCCCCUGACCGUGACCACCACAACUGUGACACCCCAGACCAUCACAGCUUCGACCACAGAGGCUGUUACAACCACAACCUGGACCACUACGACCACACAGGAAGUGACCACCCUCCAAGAGACCACAGUGAUGGCAACCACAACUGACCAAACCACGACCACAACCACAACCGUUCCCACUACAACUACAAAUGCACCGACUACCACUUUGACGAUCCCCACCACCACCACUAAAGGAACAACCCCUGGACCGACCACAACUGAACCUACCCCCACCAGUCCUGAAGGGGAGCAUCUACCAUGUAACAUCACUGAGAAGACCUGGGUCAAAACAGUUUUGUCCAUGCAGCUGUGGAGGAACAGGCUUGAUAUCAUGACGAGGCAGAAUCUGUCUAAAGGACUCACCCAUGCUCUACAGAGGGCCUUCAAUGACACCAAUGUUUAUGUCCAGGUUGAACGUGACCUCUGCAGCCCUCAUAAUGUCACUCUUGGGUACUAUGUAGCCAGUGGGAAAACGGUCUACAUAGCAUCUGUGGUGGUGGAGACAAUGAAUGCCUAUGGCUUUGACAAAGUGCUGGCAGACAUCCGGCAGCACAGUCCUCUGGUGAAGGCUGUUCUGCUCCCUGUAGCCCCCUGGGCCUCCAGCCUCAGUGUCCAUCUGCAGCUCAAAACAGUUCUCAGGUUCGUAGGGCCAGAAGACAACGUCAACUCUUGCAGUUUUGUUCAAAUGAUGGAACAACGGCUGGAGAAUGCAUUUGAGGAAGCUCAGGACAAAGUGCUGGAAUCUUACAACGGCCUUUCUGUGGAGAUCCAGAGCACCGCCCAGGUGAUUGGCUCUCCUGCCGUGUCUCUGGUCUACGUGGUGAAGAAUGAGAACGCGGUGCUGAACGGAACCGUCUCCAGCGGUCUCCUGAACCAGCUGACCGCAGAGCUGGUGGGCUACUUCCUCUUCUUCCCCCCGCUCAUCAUCGCUGAGCCACUAGAGUACCACAACCUCAACACAUCCACUGCCACAAAGCACUACUGGGUGAUCACAGUAAUUCAGGAUGUUGACAGCUCAUCUCUGGAGAGGAAUUAUCAGAGCUUUGCUAGUUUAAUGGAGCAGCGGCUGGCUGAGCUGUUUUUGGUGUCUGGGCGUCAGGGGAGUCAGGGGAGCCGCUUUAGAAGGGCCACCACCGUCGGGAGCUACACCGUCCAGAUGGUUGGCAUUCGUCGACUCCCUGGGCCGAAGAACUCAGCCGAAAUGACCUACUAUGCCCAACUGAACGGUGCCCCCAUAACUGGCACCACUGCAGCUAAGACCCUCAGUACCUUGGAUUCCCAAACCAUGGCCCUCACUCUGGGCUACUUUGUCCUGCUCCAAGCUGAUCCUGUGGUAAAGGUCCCGCCUGCCAAUCUGUGGAUCAUGGCUGUGCUGACGCCUGUUGCCCUGGUGAUGGUCGUUGUCGCCAUGGUCACCGCCAUCCUGUGCAAGAGGAACAGGGUCAUCUUCAAGACCAAUGCUUUCAGGAGCUUCAAACCCCGCUCCAAGACAUCCUAUCGGAGGGAGGGCAGUUAUCACCACCAGCAUGUGCAGGGAUUUGACUAUGCCAAGAAGCACAUGGGCCAUCAGCAAGGUGAGGAGACCAUCUCUGUUACCAAGGAGACACUGGUUCUGGGCCUCCCAGUGAGAGAUGCCCCGUUGUCAUUGGACAGGAAGGUGCACCAGGAUGGGACCGCCUCUAAAAGACCUCCUUCUGUUGACAUCAUCCACAAAGGGUAA